ACCAAACAUUCAAAGUCCCUGAGGGAUGUCUUUUGUGACUUGCCUGCUGUGGCCGUGAAGUCUGAAGAAGAAUCUUUACCUGUAAAUCAGAGUUCCAAGUUCUCCAUUUUCGUCUUGGAUUCUCGAGCUGCGUCUGGUGAUUCCGGAGGAAGAGAUGUGGGUGUUUUACCUGAUAUCGCUUCCUCUGACACUAGGCUUGGUCCUAUUCACCCUCAGGUAUUUCUCCGGUCCACACGUUCCUCGCUUUGUGCUCUUCACCGUUGGAUAUGCCUGGUUCUGCUCCCUCUCCAUUAUCAUCCUUGUGCCUGCUGACAUCUGGGAGACGAUCUCUUCUCGCCAUAAGAAUGGAAGUAUUUCAUUCCUUUGGAGCUGGUCUUAUUGGAGUACGUUUUUACUCACUUGGGCUGUGGUGCCCCUUAUUCAGGGUUAUGAAGACGCUGGUGACUUUACUGUAUCAGAAAGAUUGAAGAGUAGUUUACAUGUUAACUUGGUAUUCUAUCUACUUGUUGGUGCUGUUGGCCUGAUUGGAGUCAUUUUUCUCAUUAUCAUGCACAAGACCUGGAGUGGUGAUCUUCUGGGACUGGCCAUGGCUUGCUCUAAUACUUUUGGACUUGUUACUGGUGCAUUUCUUCUUGGGUAUGGUUUAAGUGAAAUUCCUAAAAGCAUAUGGAGAAAUGCUGACUGGAGCACUCGCCAGAAAGUUCUUUCCCAUAAAAUUGCAAAAAUGACUGUCAAACUUGAUGAUGCUCACCAAGAACUUUCAAAUGCUAUUGCUAUUGCCCAAGCUACAUCAAGUCAGAUGUCCAAGCGUGAUCCUUUGAGACCUUAUAUGGAUGUUAUUGAUAAUUUCUUGACUCAGAUGUUUCGGCAAGACCCAUCCUUCAAACCACAGGGUAGCAGAUUGGCAGAAAACGAUAUGGAUUAUGAUACUGAUGAAAAGUCAAUGGCAACCCUGAGGCGUCAUCUUAGGUUAGCUCGAGAGAGGUACUACAGGUAUAAAAGUGAGUAUUCAGCUUAUGUACGGGAAGCUCUUGAAUUGGAGGAUACAAUAAAGAGUUAUGAACGCCACAGCUUAACAGGAUGGAGAUAUAUUUCAAGCAUGAGACCUUCUCGGCCUGGCAAGUUGGGGAACCUCUUUGAUUCUUUAGAAUAUUUCUGGCGAUGCAUUUUAAGAAAGCACGUUGAGAAAGGGCUGGCUGCUUCACUUGGUACUCUGUCUGUCGCAAUUCUUUUAGCUGAGGCAACUCUUCUGCCUGGUGUUGAUCUAUCUCUUUUCUCAUUUCUUAUAAAAUCCGUGGGAACACGUGAGGUGUUUGUGCAGGCAUGUUCGUUUGUCCCUCUCAUGUAUAUGUGCAUCUGCACGUACUACUCCUUAUUCAGAAUUGGGAGGUUAAUGUUCUACUCGUUGACACCCAGACAGACCAGCUCAGUUAGCUUGCUUAUGAUAUGCUCGAUGGUUGCUCGGUAUGCUCCCCCUGUUUCAUAUAACUUCCUCAAUCUCAGUUCCCUUGGUUCUGAUAAAACCACCGUGUUUGAACAGCAAAUGGGGAACAUCAACAAUGCUGUGCCUUUCUUUGGGGAUAAGUUUAACAAAAUCUAUCCACUGAUAAUGGUUAUAUACACCCUUUUGGUUGCAAGCAAUUUCUUCAAUCGAGUACUUGAUUUUCUGGGGAGCUGGAAGAGAUAUAUUUUUGAAACUGAAGCUGAAGAUAUGGAUGGUUUUAAUCCAACAGGAUUACUUAUCUUACAAAAAGAGAGGUUUUUGCUUGAACAUGGGUCCAAAGUAGGUGAGCAAAUUGUUCCAUUGACAAGGACUCUCAACGGUAUAGAUAUUGAAUCUGGCAACAGUCUCAUGGAGAGCAAUAUUGCAGAAAUGAGAGUAAAUUCCAAUUUACUUGAAAAAAUGAAUGGAAAUCCAUCCAGAACCAGGAAGGAUGAGAUAAGAAAAUAUAGUUUGAGCAAGGAAGCGAUCAGCAACAAGUAUGCUGCUGUAAGAGAGAAAAGUGGACAAGCAUCCAGAUUUAGGCCCAAAGACAACAAUAUAGCCUCCACUAAGGUUCCGUUGCUUGAUAGAGGCAAUACUGAUUCUGGCAAUACCUCAGGGGGGUCAACUUCAGGUUUGGCUUCAACAUGGCAAACUAUGAAAUCGGGCUUCGAGAGUUUCAAGGCUAACGUUACUGAUACAGGAAGGUAACAUCUCGUGAUUACCCGUAUGAGAGUCUGUGGUGAGAUAUUUCGAAGACGAAAUCCGCCUUAUCUUGGCCAAUUCACAGUAGUAAUGAUUGAUACGGAGACGAUUACUACGGUAAUGGGAAUGUUUGACGUGUUGUGCCUGGCAAAUCUUCAGUAGCUUACUUCUGGAACCAAAUGCAGCCUAAAGAUAAAGACGAAAAGAUGGUCCUCUAUAAAUCAGUCUGUACAAAUUGUAAAUCUUGCGUAGGAGAAGAUUCUAACAGCCGAGGACAGCGAGGUGAUCUUUUGCCUGCCACGAAUUCUUAUUUCCGUUCCAUUGAUGAUGCUUCUAGUUCUAGCAUAACCUUCUGUAAGAGUACAUUUACUUCUAUUCCUUUUGGCAAGUCUCGCUUUUCUCAUGAAAAUGUGCAAGAUUAUAUUUUUGGGAUUUAAUGUAAUUGUAAAAAUGAAGAAAGAGAUACAUUAGUGGGCUAUUCUUA
Molecule: messenger RNA, 2672 nt
Organism: Neltuma alba
Lineage: Eukaryota; Viridiplantae; Streptophyta; Magnoliopsida; Fabales; Fabaceae
Product: LMBR1 domain-containing protein 2 homolog A
Exons: 15
Coding region: 155-2194 (679 amino acids)
Cellular component (GO): membrane
Source: RefSeq, a predicted model, not a curated record